Racocetra persica is the source of this 160-nucleotide messenger RNA. The record is from the annotation of a GenBank genome assembly. Lineage: Eukaryota; Fungi; Glomeromycota; Glomeromycetes; Diversisporales; Gigasporaceae.
AUUCUGAAGACCCUCUUAACAAUCUUUUAUUCUUCAAUCAAGAAAGCCCAGAUGAUAUAGUUUUUCACAUAUUUAGCACAAUGACUACCACUAUAAGUUUAGCAUAUUGGCAUAGUCAGAGACCUAGAAUUCCUGAAAGCCUGCAUCAACAAUCAUCACA